Spodoptera exigua (beet armyworm) is the source of this 924-nucleotide messenger RNA. The record is from the annotation of a GenBank genome assembly. NCBI's taxonomy places the organism in Eukaryota, Metazoa, Arthropoda, Insecta, Lepidoptera, Noctuidae.
AUGGCGGCUCAUUCACCCGCCAUAGAACGUCAAGCGCCACUGGUCAGGCCACCCGUUUCCCUCGCGAUGGCACUAUCACCAGCGCGCUAUCCAUUGCUGUCUCCGCACUACGCUCCACUGCCGCCACCCCAACCGACGCAGCAACCGCAACCAGAUUCCUCACACGAUCACAACGAGGAAGGAAAUGCGCAUACUGAUAGUGAUGAUGACAGUAUUGACGUGACUAACGAAGAGGAUUCCACUUCAUACUCUCCACCUGCAGCCAUGAAUUACCAACAAAACUGCGCUUCUUACAGACCAUUAGGUGUUGAAAGUGCAGCGGAAUCGGCAGCUCGAUUACUCUUCAUGGCUGUGAAAUGGGCGAAAAACCUUCCUUCCUUUGCCAGUCUUGCUUUCAGAGAUCAGGUGAUUCUCCUAGAAGAAGCUUGGUCGGAGUUGUUCCUACUUAACGCCAUUCAAUGGUGCUUGCCCCUCGACGCUGCGUGCGCCGCGCUCUUUGGAAGCGAUCAACUGGAUCAAGAAAGAAUACGACGGCUUCAUUGCGUCACUAUAAAUGGUUUUGCAGAGAAUGGAGUGGACUCGGCAACGUUGCGACGUCUGAGAGAAGUGCUCGCCAGAUACAGAACUGUUCUCGUCGAUCCAGCUGAGUUCGCUUGCAUGAAAGCCAUUGUACUAUUUAAAUCUGAAACCAGAGGCCUAAAAGACCCAUUGCAAAUAGAAAAUCUCCAAGAUCAAGCUCAAGUGAUGUUAAUGACCCACGCUCGCACAGCUCACGGAACAGCACCAGCGAGGUUCGGCAGACUCCUUCUCUUACUCCCACUCUUACGUCUAGUCACUCCACAGCAGUUAGAAAGAGAAUUCUUCGCGAAGACUAUUGGACAGACUCCUAUGGAAAAAGUUCUAGCUGAUAUGUACAAAAACUGA